This is a messenger RNA of Topomyia yanbarensis, 1323 nucleotides long. RefSeq lists its product as uncharacterized. Lineage: Eukaryota; Metazoa; Arthropoda; Insecta; Diptera; Culicidae. The record is from RefSeq and is a predicted model, not a curated record. Bases 171 to 587 code for a protein of 138 amino acids. The transcript has 2 exons.
UAUACGUCUUGGAGAGGAUGGCACUGUGGUCAUUCAGAAUACGCAAAUACAUCUCUAGUCCUACGGAUACGGUUCGGUAAAAUGAUGAGUUGAAGGUACAAAAAAACGGAAUGUUUAACUCAAUCCGCUGGAUAGUUUAUUGUAUUGUGCUGCGAUAAAAACCCGACUCGAUGCGUCCUAACCUUUCAGUUUCUAAAAUGAAGUUUUACUCGGCGUUUGUACUAGGAUGGUGCUCAGUGGUAUUGUUUUCGGUACUGGUGAACACAGCAGUUGGACAAGAUCUGAGUGAUCCCGAUCUGCAGGCAAUGCUGCUGGAGUAUGAAACUGAACAUAUGGCGGAAAGCUACCGUUUCAAAUACGCAACCGACGAUGGACAGAUUCGAGAGGAGACGGGUUUACUGAUGAAUCCUGGAACACCGGAGGAGGAGCUGGUCGUAGUAGGAAUGUACGGUUACGAAACCAACGACGGUACUCAAGUGAUGGUUAUGUACGUCAGUGGAAAGAAUGGUUACCGGACCAAAACAAAGACGCGACUACUUCAAGAGUCGGAACGGAAUAGAAAACUGCUCAGAUCGUUGGUUGGCUAGGUUGGAAGUGAUAUAUGAAUAAUUGUGGAUUGGAACAGAUUGAAAAUCGUGAAUUGCGAUCCUUGUUUCCGAAAGAUACUCUUCCUUGUUAAUGAAGUUUCGUUUCAGCGUCAAAUUCGUCCAGAGCAUGUUAAUUUUAAAUUCCGUUAAGCUAAUACAGGUGACAUUUAAAGAGGAAUAAGUCGAUGACAAUUGAAUGCUUCAGUCCUGUCAGUUUUACAAGGUGUGAUAUUUCCUGCUAAUAAGCUCAUUUUUCGAAGCAAUGCUGCUGUCAAGUUUUUUGCUAAAACUGCAUCAUACGAAUCUCGUUUUUAGACUGGUUUUUUGAAUUAGAUUUCACAUUUGGUAGUGUAAAUAAAGAACGUACACAAUAUUGUUUCAUAUCCUACGAUCUAUCAACACUCAACUAUCGUAAGUAGUAGUAAUCAUAACAACUAAAUCAUAAGAGAACACGUUGGCAUGGAAUCAGCGCUCCAUGCACGCGGCUAUCAGAUGUGAAAGUAAAAGCUUUCCGACCUGUUUUAAUUUGUUGUGGUUAUAUCCUAGUGACUUUUUUGUGGCGUGAGUCCUAUCGCCUCGUUUGCGGACGACUUAACACUCCAGUUCACUUUUGAAACAUUAGAUUAUUAGCGAAGAAAUCAUGAAUACAUUAUUAUACUGUUCUACAAAAAAACAGCAUGAGUUUGUCAAAACCGCAUUUUGUUUUCGGAAAGUGGAAAGAAUUAUGAAAAUAAGA